Messenger RNA from Microthlaspi erraticum, 753 nucleotides. The record is from the annotation of a GenBank genome assembly. Lineage: Eukaryota; Viridiplantae; Streptophyta; Magnoliopsida; Brassicales; Brassicaceae.
AUGACCCUAGAGCAAACAUCAGCUGAAGGCACAAGCCUAACAGAAGCUCCUAGAGUGGAUCGGCAUGCUAGCUCAGCGAAAUUUCUAAGCGCCCAAACCGCGCAGUCCGGCUGGCCGAGGAACGAAUGUUCCGCGCUCGGCCAAAGUCAUAUCCGUCCAUCUGAAUUCUCGGCCAAAGUUCGAAACCGACCGGCUGAUCACAUAUCACGACCCGGGAAACAUUGUCCCGCGGUCGGCCAAACUACAACCUCUUCACGCCACGCCGCGCACGAUCAUGCCGCGCGAGCCGGGGAACAAAGCCUCGCGGCCGCGCAACUCACUUCGCGUACCACGGCCGAUGCAUCCGUCCGAGCCAGGAAAGAACGUCCCACGUCCGGCCGAGAAACCAUCGGCCAAAUCUUAGUCCGGCCGAUCGUGAAAUCAUCCGGCCACGACCGUUCCGACUCGGCCCAAGACCCGACUGUCCGGCCGAUCGUCCCGACCGAUUGUCCGAACGCCGCGGUCGACCAGAGGGCCCAGAAAAAGAUCCACUCAAUGGAUUUCAUCAAGACCAGUUCCCUGCGUGCUCCGAUUGACUUAACUUUCCAACGCAAUUGGAACGGCCUAAUUUGGAUGAGUAGAAACGGAGUUAUAACCAAAAGAGUGAAGACUGCUCCAGACGGCUCUAUCGAGAAUCAGCGCCCAAACCGCGCAGACCGGCUGGCCGAGGAACGAACGUUUCACGCUCGGCCAGAAUCUCAUCCGUCCGUCUGA